This is a messenger RNA of Gastrolobium bilobum, 2177 nucleotides long. RefSeq names its product RNA pseudouridine synthase 2, chloroplastic. The transcript has 7 exons. The coding region runs from base 1 to 1341 and encodes 446 amino acids. Gene Ontology annotation, biological process: pseudouridine synthesis. Lineage: Eukaryota; Viridiplantae; Streptophyta; Magnoliopsida; Fabales; Fabaceae. Gene Ontology annotation, molecular function: pseudouridine synthase activity; RNA binding. The record is from RefSeq and is a predicted model, not a curated record.
AUGCUAUCGAUUCACUCUUGUGGAUGUUGCCGUGUUUCCACAGCAAGAGCAUUCCAAUUCCGAACCUCACCUUCUCCUUCGCUCUUUUUCUCUGCUACGAACUGUAAAUUCCGUUUCGCCAUUACGAGCGCUGGUUCUGGUUUCGCUGGCGAGUCAAAUUCCGAUGGAGAGCAUAAAUCGAAUUACGCUGGUGUGCGGUUGGAGGAGACCGUGGAUUGCAGAAUCAGAUCUGAAAAACUAAGACUCGAUAGUUGGAUCUCUUCUCGCAUCAACGGCAUCAGUAGAGCUCGUGUCCAAUCAAGUAUUAGAGCGGGACUCGUUCAUGUCAAUGGCCGUGUGGUUGAUAAGGUUUCUUUCAAUGUCAAAGCUGGGGAUGAGAUCAAGUGCACAAUCGCAGAGUUGCAGAAGUUGAGGGCUGUGCCAGAAAACAUACCUUUGGAUAUAGUUUAUGAAGAUGAGCAUGUGCUAGUCAUAAAUAAACCUGCACACAUGGUUGUACAUCCAGCACCUGGAAAUACAUCUGGCACACUUGUCAAUGGCAUUCUUCACCAUUGCAACCUUCCAAAUGCUGAAUUUUCUAAAGAGGAAGGUCCUUCAGAUACCGAAGAUUCUGAUGAUGAGUUCAGUAGCUUCUGCUCCCAGGCGAGUUCUUGUGAAGGGUUACAUUCUAGACUGUCUGUGGCAUCAAUUCGCCCAGGGAUUGUACACAGAUUAGACAAAGGCACGAGUGGGUUACUCGUUGUUGCAAAGGAUGAACAUUCUCAUAUGAAAUUGUCAGAACAAUUCAAGCUGCGUACUAUCAAGAGGGUCUAUGUUAGUCUUACUGCUGGGAUCCCCACUCCGGUUGCUGGGCGUGUUGAGGUUCCUGUUGGCCGUGAUCUUAAUAACCGGCUACGUAUGACUGCUGUAGCCGGACCAGCUAAUUCUAGAAAUGCCCGUCAUGCUGCUAGUAGGUACAAAGUAAUUGAGAUACUUGCUGGGGGCAGUUGUGCAUUGGUUGAGUGGAAGUUGGAAACUGGACGCACUCAUCAGAUCCGUGCACAUGCCAAGUAUUUGGGAGUUCCUCUGCUGGGUGAUGAAGUGUACGGAGGGACGAAGAGUAUGGUAUUGUCACUGCUACGGCCCCGAACACCCCCGAGUUUGCAUGGCAAAAUUGUUAACAUGGUUUCUGGGGUAGAUAGGCCUUGCCUUCAUGCCUUGACUCUCGGGUUUCAGCAUCCCCAUACAGGGGAGCAGGUGCACUUUUCAUGCGAACCCCCUGUAGACUUUGAUGAGAUUUUGAGCCAGCUUCGUAGAAUUGGCAGUGAGAGGGUUUCUUUAUCAAACCGUUCAAAUUUAUGACGAGGCACUGUAAGCCAUUCAUAAUCACAGCGGGUUUCGUUUUCUUAUCAAAUUUGCUAAAUAUUUUUUUGAUCAUAUAUUAAUUAAAAAUACUAAAAUACAAACAAAUAAAAAAUAUUAAAAUACAAUGGCAAACAUAAAACAUGAAAGUGUAGACAGCAUAAAUUGUUUAACUAAAAUUUACACCAUCUAGUAAUUUGUGGAAUAUAAAAUUGACUGACGUCUUGUUGGCUUUGCUUUUGACUUUAGCUUUGCAAAUAUAUUCUGUAUUAAUUACUAGGUACUGUGUUCAUAAUUAAUAAUGAUUUACAUUAUAUAACAAGAUUAAAUAUAUAUACUCCAAUUAUCUUAAUUCCUCGUAACUUUAAUACCCUCAUUAUAUUUAUAAGUAGCUCAAGCAUAACAUCGGACGUUGAUGGUUACAGUGAACGUAAAUUAUAAUCUUAAACAAACUUGAAAAGUCAAGGAUUUCAAUCCUAGAGUACCUAUUUUUGAGGAGUGUUUCUACUAUUCCCGAGCUAAAAUUGCUAAAUAACUAUUGUCCCACGUAUGUAUGAUUUACCCAUAAGUUAUCGAAUAAGGUGUUACGGUGUUACUGUAAAUUUUUUAAUUGGUCAUAUUCUGCACUUUCAUUUAGUUCAGGUGUGUUGAAUUACCAAUUUUCAUUUAGUAGCUCAUACGGAUACAUAUAAAUGGAGUGAUAAUCACUAUAGUCCGAAUCAGUAUGUGAAUUAUGGGGAAGAAACAGUAUAUUUUGGUUUGACGAUGUUUUCAUUUUAAUUUUCAAUUUUUAGAAUAAUUUUUAUUUUUAGAUUUUUUUAAUAUUUAAAAUAUUU